UGGAAACUCUCUCACUCCCUUUCAAUUUUCUUUUUCCACCUUCAAUUUCCGUCGUCAUCAUCAUCAUCAUCAUCAACAUCUGUAUUGUGAUUCCAUUUUCUUGUUUUGUGAACAGGAAGAGAAACGUUUCGCGAAAGCAAAAGUAAUUCCACCAACUUUCUCAUCAGAGAAGCAGGUACUGCAGUUUGGUUUUUAUUUAUUUUUUGAUAUGGAAGAAGAGACACAAGUGAGUCUAGAAGUUCCGGUCACGAAGGCUGUUGAGGAAGCUGUAAUUAAUGCUGAUCCCAUUAAGGUAACAAAUGGAGACUUGCCUCAACUAGGAAAAGAAGGAAAGAAAGAAGAGGAAGAAACUGAUGGAGAAUUCAUAAAAGUUGAGAAGGAAUCUAUAGAUGUGAAAGAUGUUUUACAUACCAGCGUAACAGCAUCUGUAGAGGACAACAAGCUAAAAGCCAUUGAAAGAAGCUCAAGCAAUUCGAGCAGAGAAAUAUUAGAAUCCCAAGAGAAGAUGAGAGAACUUGAGUUUGAAUUGGAAAGCCUAGCUGGAGUAUUAAAGCAUUCUGAAUCUGAGAACUCUCAGCUGAAGGAUGAGAUUUCAGUGACAAAAGAGAAGUUGGUGGAAAGUGGAAAGAAAUGUGCAGAGCUUGAACUCAGUCACAAGAAAUUGCAAGAGCAGAUUAUAGAGGCCGAGGAGAGACACAGUGCACAGCUUGAUGCUUUGCAUGAGUCAUUGCAAGCUCAAGAAGCAAAAAGCAAAGACCUGAUUGAGGUGAAGGAAGCAUUUGAUAGUCUCAGCCUUGAGCUUGAGAGCUCAAGAAAGAGGAUGCAGGAGUUGGAGCAUGAGCUGCAAUCUUGUGCAGGAGAUGCACAAAAGUUUGAGGAGCUGCAUAAACAAAGUGGUUUACAUGCUGAAUCCGAGACGCUGAGAGCCUUGGAGUUUGAGAGAUUGCUUGAAGUUGCAAAACUGAGUGCAAAAGAAAUGGAGGAUCAGAUGGCUUCCCUACAAGAAGAACUCAAGGGACUGUAUGAAAAGAUUGCUGAAAAUCAGAAGGUUAAAGAAGCACUUAACACUACUGCAGCAGAGCUUUCUGCUGUUCAAGAGGAAUUGACGCUUUCAAAAUCCCAAGUGCUGAACAUGGAGCAGAAACUUUCUUUAAAAGAAGAUCUUAUAAGUGAACUGGCCCAGGAACUGGACUUGAGAAAGGCUUCAGAAUCUAAGGUGAAGGAAGAUAUCUCCUCACUUGAAAAUGUUUUAGCCUCAACUAAAGAAGAUCUUCAAGCAAAGAUUUUGGAAUUGGAAGAAAUCAAAUUGAAACUACAGGAAGAAGCGAACGCAAGGGAAUUGGUUAAAAAUGCAUUGAAAACCCAGGAAGCACAAGUCUCAGAUGUACAGGAGGAAUUGUCUAGUGUACUUAAAGAAAAAGAUGUGCUUCAAGCUGCUGCGAAAGAUCUCAGUAUUUCUCUAAAACAGGCGGAAGAGAUUCGGAUCCAGCUUGAGGAAAAAUUGAGGGUUUCAGAUGAGAAUUUCUGUAAGUCAGAUUCUCUUCUGUCUCAAGCUUUGUCAAACAAUUCAGAGCUUGAACAGAAGUUGAGGUCUCUGGAAGAGCUUCAUAAUGAAACUGGAGCUGCAGCAGCAACUGCAACUCAAAAGAAUCUCGAGCUUGAGGACAUAAUCCAGGCUUCAAUUGCAUCAGCAGAAGAGGCAAAAUCACAACUGAGAGAGCUUGAGACACGAUUUAUAGCAGCAGAACAGAAGAAUGUGGAGCUUGAGCAACAGUUGAAUUUUGCAGAACAAAAAAACAGUGACACUGAGAGAGAACUAAAAGAACUUUCUGAGAAAAUCUCUGAACUUAAUGCUACAUUGGGAGUGAUUGAGGAAGCAAAAGUUCAUCUGAAUGAUCAAAUGCAGGAAUACAAGGAAAAGAUAAACCAGUUGGAAUCAGCCCUAAACCAGUCCUCAUCACGAAAUUCAGAGCUGGAGGAGGAGUUGAAGAUUGCUAUGGGGAAAUGCACUGAGCAUGAGGAUCGGGCCAAUAUGAACCAUCAGCGCAGCCGUGAACUAGAAGAUUUGAUCCAAAUAUCCCAUUCAAAAGUGGAUGAUUCUAGUAAAAAGGUAAGUGAGUUAGAGUUGUUACUCGAAGCAGAGAAGUAUAGAAUUCAGGAACUUGAAGAACAGAUAAGCACAUUAGAAAAGAAAAGUGACGAUGCAGAAGUAAAUUCCAAGAAAUACUCUGACAAGGUAUCAGAACUUGAAUCAGAAAUUGAGGCAUUCCAGGCUAGAGCAUCAAGCCUUGAAAUUGCACUGCAAACAGCCAACGAAAAGGAAAUAGAGUUGACAGAGUCCUUGAAUAUUGCAACAGAUGAGAAGAGAAGGCUAGAAGAUGCAUCAAACAGUUCUGGCGAGAAGCUUGCUCAAGCAGAAAAUCUGUUAGAGGUCUUGAGGAACGAAUUAAACCUGACACAAGAGAAGUUGUCAAGCAUUGAAGAUGAUCUUAAGGCUGCUGGUAUGAGAGAGAGUGAGGUAAUGGGGAAGCUUCAAUCUGCAGAGGAGCAACUAGAGCAACAAGGAAGAGUGAUAGAGCAAACUACUUCAAGAAACUCAGAGCUUGAGUUGUUACAUGAAUCCCUAGCAAGGGAUUCUGAUAGUAAACUCCAGGAAGCUAUAGCAAACUUCACCAACAGGGAUUCUGAGGCAAAAUCUUUGUUUGAGAAAUUGAAGAUUCUUGAAGACCAAAUAAGGAUUUAUGAAGAGCAGGUAGCUGAAGCUGCAGUAAAGUCUGCAUCUUUGAAGGAAGAAUUAGAUCAGGCUUUAUUGAAGUUGGCUUCUGUAGAAAGCAUAAAUGAAGAACUCAGAGGGCAGAUCUUGGAAGCAGAAAAUAAAGCUUCUCAGUCUUUAUCAGAAAAUGAGCUAUUAGUUGAGACCAAUCUUCAGCUCAAAAGAAAGGUUGAUGAACUCCAGGAGUCACUAAGCUCUGUUCGUUCCGAGAAGGAAGCCACUUCUCAGCAACUUGUUUCUCACAGUAACACUAUUGCUGAGUUAACAGAGCAGCACUCAAGAGCCUUUGAACUACAUUCUGCAGCUGAGGCUCGCAUUGUGGAAGCAGAAAGAAAGUUAGAAGAAUCCAUUCACAGAUUCAAUCACAGAGAUUCAGAAGCCAAAAAUUUGAGUGAGAAGCUAAGUGCUCUAGAAAGCCAGAUAAAAGUUUAUGAAGAACUUUCUCAACAAGCAUCUGAGUCUGCCGAAGCCCAAAAAAUUGAGCUGGAAGAGACUCUCCUAAAGUUGAAGCAUGUAGAAAGCAUUGUUGAGGAGCUGCAAAAUAAGUCAAGUGACUUCGAAAAAGAGAAUGGAGGGCUGGCUGAGGCAAAUAUGAAGCUUACUCAGGAAGUGGCCAUGUAUGAAUCUAAACUGAGUGAUUUACAGGCAAAAUUGUCUGCAGCCCUUGCUGAGAAGGACGAAACAGUUGAAGAGCUUAACUCUUCGAAGAAGGCCAUAGAAGAUUUGACACAGCAGCUUGCUUCUGAAGGACAGAAACUACAAUCUCAGAUAUCUUCAGUUAUGGAAGAGAACAACCUGCUCACUGAAACAUAUCAAAAUGCCAAGAAGGAACUUGAGUCUGUGAUUUUGCAGCUUGAACAACAGCUGAAGGAGCAGAAUGCAAAAGAAGAUGCUUUGAGAAGCGAUAUUGAAAAUCUCAAGGCUGAGAUUGCUGAGAAACCUGUGUUGCAAACUCGUCUCAAGGAACUUGAGGAACAAUUGCUGAAAAAUGAAAAUCAACUGAAAGAAGAGGUUCAAAGCAUUCAGCUGGCGGCUGCUGGAAAAGAGGCAGAAUUGCUUUCAAAAUUGGAUGACCAUGCACAUAAAGUCCAUGAUAGAGAUUUGUUACAUGAAAAAGUGCUAGAACUACAGAAAGAGUUACAACUUGCUCAGAGCACCAGUGUGGAACAGAAAGAAAAGGAUUCUCAAAAGGAGUCGGAAAGAGAAGCAGCCCUGAAGCAUUCUCUUGAAGAGCUUGAAGCAAAGAACAAAGAAAUCUUGCUUCUAGAUAAGCAAGUCACAGAGCUUGAGCAGAAAUUGCAGCUGGCUGAUGCUAAACUGUCACAAAAGGGAGAUGGGGGAAGUCCAGCUGAAUACAAGGAAGGAUUGGAGGUCAAAUCCAGGGACAUUGGAUCAGCCAUUUCCACACCAUCUAAAAGGAAGAGCAAGAAAAAAUCAGAAUCAACUUCUGCUCAAACCUUGUCUUCUUCGGAGACACACACUCAAACUUCUGAGGUUUCUCCUCUCAUGAACUAUAAGUUUAUCUUGGGAGUAGCUCUUGUCUCUGUGAUCAUUGGCGUAAUUCUUGGUAAACAAUAUUAGCUUCAGUAUUUUGUGGAUUUUGGUUUUGGUUUUGGUUUUGAUCUUUUUUUAAUUUUUACCUUUGAUAUAAAUUAUCCAGGGUAGAUUUUGAAAGCGUUGUUUGUACGCUUUCAUGAUUAGGUCUUGGGGUUGUUCAGGGAAUUCGUUUUUCAUUUAUAUCCCUUGCCCAUUUGCAAAGCAAAAUUACAGUUCAUGUUUUAUUCAAGUUUGUAUUUAAUUUAUUGAUUGGGUUGCAAAUACUUUGUGGUUAUGUAAAGUGUAUUUAUUUGAUGCCAAUGGUUGAAUCUCUUUCCACCAUAAAUAAGAGAUGGUUUGUGAA
Quercus robur (English oak) is the source of this 4673-nucleotide messenger RNA. RefSeq lists its product as uncharacterized. The transcript is spliced from 7 exons. The record is from RefSeq and is a predicted model, not a curated record. The coding region runs from base 209 to 4354 and encodes 1381 amino acids. NCBI's taxonomy places the organism in Eukaryota, Viridiplantae, Streptophyta, Magnoliopsida, Fagales, Fagaceae.